Messenger RNA from Pseudogymnoascus destructans, 3073 nucleotides. RefSeq lists its product as uncharacterized. The record is from RefSeq and is a predicted model, not a curated record. NCBI's taxonomy places the organism in Eukaryota, Fungi, Ascomycota, Leotiomycetes, Thelebolales, Thelebolaceae. The transcript is spliced from 3 exons. The coding region runs from base 699 to 2345 and encodes 548 amino acids.
CCCCCUCUUCCCCCCCCCCCAAGGAUCAGACGAUGAUAAACAACCCCACGAGCCAAAAGGAUUGUUAAGCGACGAGACACUGAGCUGAGGAGUGUAAUCGACUAACCCCCAUUAUCACUUCCCACCACCCAACUACCUCGGACCUCCCCCCCCCCCUUCCUCUUACAUACAUACAUCCCAUCCAUCCUCACCUAUCCGACCUUCCUUCUCUUUCAAUCUUCAAAUACUCGCCAACUCAUCAUACUGCGCCAAUUCGACCCGCCAAUCGACCUACCUGCCUCCGAGAAACCGCAUGAGAAAAGCACCAAGAGGCAAAAACAAAGCAAAACAAAACUGCGGCCCUCCGUCGAGAUUCGUUGGCCAUUAGGCGCAAAGGCGACAAACUCCCAUCACACCGCGGCCGACGAAUACCACUGAAGCCUGCGAACAAACGUUCAAAGACGCACCUCCUGCGCAACGUGGACAGCUUGUGAACGACCCCCCGGGAAUAUCGACAACAGCCACCACCGACCGACGAAACCACCACCCCCCCCCCCGUCACGCGCACAUAUGGAAGGCUCGGAGUACAUCUACAGUACCACAGUCCACCAUCUUCAAGGAGAAUCAGAAUCGGAUUCAGAUCUAUCAUCACACACCCACCGCACCGUCGACUCACUCAAUUGCAAAGAAUUAUACCACGGCAACGCCGGCGUCUACCGAUGCUGAAACCUUUAUUAUUGCCGCAGCUGGUGGAGGAGCGCAGGAAGCGGGAGACUCUGGUCGACGAGGAGCUCAACGUCUCACAGAGCUCUGGUAUCUACGAGCCGAGCACCCCCUCGGAUUGCCCCUCCUCCUCGCCAACCACGCCGACGUUAUCCAAGCGUGGCCAUGUCAGAUACGGCAGCUCCGUCUCGUCACUCGACAACUCAAUGCACUCGCCACUCACGGAGAUUCCGUCGUCGCCAACGUUCACGGCGAUGAAGACGAGCAAGCGCUCGUUGCCAGACGUGCAGGAGGAUCCGCUCGAGCGUGACGAGGAUCUCGACAUGUUUGACGACGACCUCCACGAUGUCUAUGACUGGUCUUGCGACGACAACCACCAUCGCCACCUUGAAAGCUCAAUGGGCCGGUCAUCCGUACAGCUAUCGACGAGACCAGACUUUGAGUACGACCUCGCCGACGGCAUCACCAGCGACACGGACCUGGGCCUGAGCAUCACCAAGAAGCGCCGCGCCGGCGACUCCCCCUUCAGCGCGAUCGCCAACCGCUUCGGCACUCGAUUCCCAGGUUUCACGCGCAAAUGGCGCGCCAGCAAGAGCUCAAACCCACUAUCCCUCUCCGAUCUCGACGGCGACCUCCGCGCCUCGCGCACCCAAUCGAGCAGGUCCUCCUCGGUCUCAAACGCCGUCAGCCACGGCGUAGCCGUCUCCUUCGGCGACAUCCAGAUGCCCCCCACGCCCGCCAUGAGCGAGUUCGACCGCCACGACUCGCCGUACCGCGACUCCACCCGGGACUCUGAGGAUUUCGAACGACCCCACUGCGACGACUCCGAGCGUCCCGUGGGCUUUGUCUCGACACCGCUCCUACCGCCAAUGAUGAUGGGCAGCAACUCCACCACCGACGCGGACGUCCCCUUACAAUCCCCGCUCGAGUCCCCCUCCGUCGCUGACCCGGCUGAGUACCUCAGCGGCGCCUGCACUCCCGCUACCAGCAUCGCUACGCCCGCACGCGGCAUGCCUUCCCCGCCGCUUUCUACAAAGCCAUCUAUGUCCUCCAUGCGCCGUACUCACACCAUCGCUCCUGUCCACCUGUGCACGUCGUCCUCCGACGCCCUACCGCUGGUCAUCGCAGACAUAGACGACAAAUGGUCCAACACCCUCGGCCACGCGAACUUCACCAUCCACCCCCCCCCCUACCUCCCCAUGCAGCCCGACCUCGAAGCCUGCCGCCAACUAAAGCGCGACUGGGACCUCGCCCGCUGCAACUACACCAAGCACCUCGUGCGCACCGGCGAGCACUACGGCGCCACCUCCAAGACCUACCUUUUGACCGAGGAGAAGUGGAAAGAAACCGACGACCUCUGGAGGGCGCACAAUGAUGCGACGAUCGAGGCGACGGCGGCGAGGGGGGGGGAUGCGUUUAGGAGUCUGAAGCAUAAGAGGGUUGGGGAGGAGGAGAAUGUGAUGACGAAGAUCCCGAGCUUGAAUGAUCCGAGGUGUGAGGGGAAGUUUCCGCAGUUGGGUGAUGAGGAUAUUGUUGGGCCGAUGGUGCAGGGGGUGGCGAGGAUGCAGAGGAGGAGGAGUAGGAGGAAGGAGUUGAGGAGGUUUUUUGCGGAGAAGUUUCCGGUGGGGUUUGGGAGGGGGUGAUUUAAUCCCUAAUUCUCUAAUUCUCUAAUUACUGCGAUAUAAGAGAGAGAGAGACGGAGGAAAGAGGAGGAGAAGAGGAGGAGGAGGAGAAGAGUCGGAGAAGAGGAAACAGACGGGAGACACACAGACGCACGACGCGACUUACAACUUUUGCGACCUUUAACUUUUAAUGAUACCAACGAACACGACAGACAGAUACACAACGCUCGUUCUUCUUCUUUUUACUUUUUAACACACUUACGUUCGUUCGAUACCCACACAUUCAUUUUUACACAACUACACUCACGACGAUACCCGCCUACAUAGGCACCCACACGGCGGUAGCCCAGCACAGCUACACGACACGCUUCUACAGCAAUAAGCAGCAAUGUUUUUUUAUUUUAGAUUUCAUUUGUUUUUGGUUAGUUUGGGAUAUAGAUAGACCUUGGAUUUUGGAUAUUGGGAAAAGUCCUAGGAAUGGCGCAGGAAAGACGGAACGGAACGGGACGUUUAGAGUACAUAGACGGAUGGGAGAAGGGGAGUUUUUUUUUGCGGGAUUGAAGAUGAAAGCAAGCGGGAGUAGGAGGCUUUUGGCGGCUGGUAUCCCAUUCCUGCAAGGGAGUGGGGGAGAGCGCAGUCAGGUUUUGGUGUUUGUUGCGGUGGCGGGUGGUUUUACUGUAUAAUGGGCGGGUUGAUUGUACAGUAUAGAGAGACAGACACUAAAGAGGGGUGAAUGGGAAAAGUUGAGA